UAUCUCUACUCUCUGAUUAAAUGUGGUUGUGAACGAAGGAGGGACGAGAUUCUCAAAAUUAAGGUUGAGAUUUGGGUGUCGUUGUGUGAGUUGGGAGGGUGAUCGAAUGGGCUAUUAACACGUAUUGACAAGUCGGUUGGGUCCACGGUUUGGUCCGGUAAACCGCGGUCUAGACCAGACCAGACCAAGAGAUCAAAACAUAAAAUAAACCAUACCAUGGACCAGACCAGACCAUACUUAACGGUCUACGAUCCAGACCAAACUGUGCCGUACGGUUUGAACCACGGUUUUUCUAACGGUCUGGUCUAUUUUCCCAGCCCUACCGUAUCCGACCCAUUGCCAUCUCUAGAAGAAAAAAUCUGAUUUUUCAUUUACGUGAAUAGCUUACACUUUUAUGUGAAUAAAUAAAGAUUAAAUGGGUAAAUGAAUACUUAAAAAUAUGUUUUUUUUGUUGUUGUUGUGAGAAUACUUAAAAAUAUGUUAAAUAAAUUGGUUUUAGAUAUUUUGUUUGUAGAGACAAAGAGAACUUUUCCUUCCUUAAAUGUAAAACAAAAAACUACAUCAGGAUUUAGGGGCGUUGCUGCUUCUCUCUCUCUCUCACUCACUCAUUCUUCUCAUCCGCUGUUCCUCCAUGUUAUGUCUAUAAAUAUAUGACCUCCUUCACCAGCGGAGUGUCUUGCUUCAAUCCGGCUGUUGGUCGAUUCGAUCUAGUGCCAUGACCAAGACCGAGAAUUUCAGUUGGGGUUCGGAUCUACCGCCAAGCUCACUCUACGUCCCUUCCGAGCCGCGCCCGAUCUGCCCACAGGGAAACCCUCCUCCUCCCCUGAAUCCAUUCACCAAACUGGUAGACGAUCUCCUCAUAGAGAUUCUGAUUCGCCUCCCCAACCCUCUAUCCACCUGUCAAUGCAAAGCGGUCUGCAAGAGGUGGAGAUCCCUCAUCUCGGAUACCACCUUCAAUCUCCGUUUUAUAUCUCAUCACCAGAGAAGGUACCAACCAGCAGCUCUGUUUCUUCCCUCACACGACCCCAGGUCGAUACUCAGCUUUCUCCCCCUGCCUGAUGAAGCUCUACCGGCUUUGAGAGCCUUUGAUUGCUUCAAGGACUUGCUUUUAUGCGGGUUUGCUGACUUAUUUGGCGAAUUGGGCAGAUCCUACUUGAUUUGCAAUCCGUUUACCAAUCAGUGGAUUGCCCUUCCUUUGGCGCCUAAACAGCCAGGGUACAAUGGAUCUGCGGUAGUGUUAGUUUGUCAACCCCGAACUAGUAGUAGUAGUAAGUAUAAUUUUGUGCAGCAGCUAAGGGACGAACCAGAACCAGAACCCGAACCCGCCUUUGUUUAUUCUGAGUAUCGUUUCCGCGUGGUGUGUCAUUUUCAGUGUUGCGAUGAUAUGGUGCUGCAUGUUUUUUGUUCCGAGUCUAGGAAAUGGACCAAGGUUGUUUUCAAGCAAGCCGUGAAAAGGGCGUGGACCAAUGAAACCUGGUGGAACGGGAGGAUGUUUUGGAUGCAUCUUCAAUUCACCUCCUUGUGCCCAAAGCUUGCUGCAUAUGAUCCUUUCCGCCUUGAUAUCGCCCCCGAGUUUAUGCAUGUGCCUUCUAUAUUGUGGAGCGCAUUGUGCAAGGGAUGUGGGAAUUUUUCAGUAUCACAAGGUGCUUUUCACAUAGUGGUACUAGAAGUUGAAAGCGUUGGUGAUUUUUUAAGGGAUGCAUUGACUGUUUGGAGACUGGAAGACGGUACUGGGAAUUGGAACCUACAAUAUGAACUGGUGUUGAAGACGACGACAUCAUCAUCAUCAUCAUCAUCAUCAUUAUGGGGCGACUAUGAACUGAACAAGUGUUCUGUGCUUGAUUUGCAUCCGGAGAAGCCGGAAGUUGUCUUCUUUAAAUACUUGAAUGACUGUGUCUUCUCCUGCAAUUUGAGGACUGGCACAGGAGAGCCAGAGUUCUUCUCUGCAGUGAACCUAAAAUGCUAUGAACCUGGUUGGAGGGCAUUGCACCCCAGAGUCUCUUGCUGGCCCACUCCAAUUCCAAGCUACGAGGACUUGCGAGGUAUGUAUGAUGGAAACUACGAUUGCUGGGUUCAGAGCAGCAGUACAACAACACUUGCGAGCAAAAGAGUGCAGCCCUUGGUCCAACAGGUUGGUCGUAAGAGGAAGGACAACAGAUCAGCUGCAGCAGCAUCAAACUCCAAGUGUUCCGUUCAAAGGAAGCAGAAGGCGGCAAAAGGCAGCAGCAUGUGCCCUUAGAGCGGUAAAAUAAAACUAUCUCCAAUGGUUGCUCUGUAUGCAUAGGCUAUAUAAGGAAACUCGGUCGAGAGGACUUCUUUGUGUAUUAUCUAUUUAAGAUUGCAGCCAUCAGUUUUAGUUUAGGGGCGGGUCGUGCUGGAUAUCAUGGUUAUGAAAUGUCAAUCGAAUUCAAUUCUAUGAUGAAAAUUCAUUAUUUGUAUAUCAAGUGAGGUGAAAAUGUUUCAUCUUUUUAACUAUACGGUGAUUGAUUUACCGGUAGUUCCAAUUCAUCUGAAAGAGAAUAUUUGCAGACUUGACACCCCUAUGAAUCGUUGGCGUUGGAGCUUCAUUGUGAACUAGUUCAAUGCUUAUGCAACUUUCACAGCUAUAUGAAACCUCAGAGUGUUUGUUUUUUAGUUUUUAUCAUGGAGGUUCUCUUCAAAGCCGCCUCACCUCUGACCGAAAUGGGUCACUGCAGCUGAUGAUUCAUCAUCAUCAACCGGCUUCCCAUCGAGUUCUCCAUUUUCUCUUCUCUUCCUCUUUUGUGUCCUCCGACUGCCUGAAGUGGUUGGCAGGUCUCUUGAUUGCAAAAUCUCUACUAAAAUCUCAAUCCUCACAGGGUUUGCUGUUAAUGGCCGGGAAAAAGUAAUGGGAGCUUUAGCGAUGUAUUCAUAGGCUUCCUGCUCCCAGCCUCCCUCCACCUCCGCCGCUGGCAGUGUUUUGCCAAUGCUGGUGUGCCAGUCUUUAUUGGCUGGAGCUCUCGCUGCUGGAACCAGCAUUGGGCUGAUCGAUCUACUGCAAAAAUACUAUAAGGGCGCCGGCUCUCUGCUUCACAGGCAAAAGGGGAGGAAUUUCCUUUCCAUUAUAUUUCUGUUUCAAUUUUGUAAUCUAUGUUAAGCAUACCAUGCAUAUUCCACUCUGACCACUGUCCGACGGCUUUAUGCUUUCUUUGUGAUGGUGACAAGGCGGGGUCCAAAGCCGGAGAUCGCGAGGUUAUCCAAAACUCUCUCAUCUCGGCGGCAGUGAUUUCUUCUGCUGCGGUGGAAGUUUGAAUCCAAAAGAAUCCAGCGAUGACAGUCCUGACAAUCACGGCGGCUGGUGCACUCUCUGUCUCCGAUGAGCGAUUUGAAAAGCAAAAACCACGCUUUUCCCUCUGUUCGACUCUCUGUUUUCAAAUUGGCAGAUUGGGAGAGGGAUUCGCCUGGGACUUCCUCAGUAAGACAACUAUGCCCGAGGAAAACCCAUGAAGAAGUGAUAGGUAUCUUACUCUCCUCCUUCCCUUCUAAAACCAUAUCUAUAUCAUGCCUUCUGAAUUUCAAUGUUCUGCUCCUCAACAACAGCAAUGAUGUUGAAUAUUACUCUAGAAUGUUGCUGCUGCCUGUAAAGUGCAAACCUUUUCCUUGAUCAGUGUUUAUCUGGUGGUGGUGUAGGUUGUGGAUUCACAUAUGCAUUGUGGUUUGUGGACCUGACUAUCCCUGCCAGCUAAUGGGGGAAACAGGAUUUCAUGUAUAGUUUUUUUUUUAUAUAUAUAUAUAUAUCUAGACUGGUUACUAAUAAUUUUGGUCAGCUCCAUUCCAGAAAUUAUAGAGUUUGAUUGUCUCCCAAUAGCGUAAUAGAGUGCUUCUACCUCU
Messenger RNA from Linum trigynum, 3849 nucleotides. The record is from the annotation of a GenBank genome assembly. Lineage: Eukaryota; Viridiplantae; Streptophyta; Magnoliopsida; Malpighiales; Linaceae.